Molecule: messenger RNA, 708 nt
Organism: Penicillium griseofulvum
Lineage: Eukaryota; Fungi; Ascomycota; Eurotiomycetes; Eurotiales; Aspergillaceae
Product: spliceosome assembly protein PRP11
Exons: 2
Coding region: 1-708 (235 amino acids)
Biological process (GO): spliceosomal complex assembly
Cellular component (GO): U2 snRNP; catalytic step 2 spliceosome; U2-type prespliceosome
Molecular function (GO): zinc ion binding; nucleic acid binding
Source: RefSeq, a predicted model, not a curated record
AUGGAUUACCAGAACAGAGCAGGUUCCAAAUUCGGCGGGGGUGGGGUCGCCUCCAAGUCCGCCACGAACGCUGACCGACGCGAACGUCUACGCAAGCUCGCAAUGGAGACAAUGGACGUUGAGAAAGAUCCUUACAUCUUCAGAAACCAUCUCGGAACCUUCGAAUGUCGUCUCUGCUUGACCGUUCACCAGAACGACGGCUCGUAUCUCGCCCACACCCAGGGUCGCAAGCACCAGACCAACCUUGCGCGACGUGCUGCCCGCGAGGCACGCGAAAACAAAAACCAGGAUGCAUCCUCUACUCCUGGCGUCGCAGGUGUGCAGGUUAAGAAGCAAUUGAUCAAGAUCGGUCGUCCCGGCUACAAGAUUACCAAGAUCCGCGACCCUCUUACCCGCCAGCAGGGCUUGCUCUUCCAACUUCAGUACCAAGAGAUCACUCCUGGUGUUACUCCCCGCGUUCGUUUCAUGUCGGCCUUCGAGCAGCAGGUUGAGACCCCCGACAAUAACUACCAGUACAUGAUUGUUGCUGCCGAGCCCUACCAGAACUGUGGGUUCAAGCUGCAGGCCAGAGAGAUUGACCGACGUGACGACCGCUACUGGACUUGGUUCGACGAGGACAGUAAAGAAUUCUGGAUCCAAGUCAUGUUUAAGACUGAACGUGAAGAGAUCUUUAGUGGCGUGCCUGGUCUGGCCCCCUCGCAGACUUAA